CAGGAAGCGGAGCUGGCGCUCUAACCACUGAGCUGUCCUUCCAGCCCCUGAUAAGCACAGUGUGUGUCUUAAUCCCUCACAGCAGGGUGUGUAUCCACCGGUCAGAGGUCAGAGGGGGUCAGAGGGGGUCAGAGGGGAAAAGCAGGAGUCAGAGGAGGUCAGAGGGGGUCAGAGGGGGUCAGCACGGGUCAGAGGGUUAGAGCCCCAUCCCGACCGGAAGAACCCCACCCACCAUGGCCACCCAGAAGGACCCCGCCCACCAUGGCCGCCAGCCUCACCUCAUCCUGCUCGGUGCUCAGGGCGUGGUUCAGACAAACCAGGAAGGCGCCCAACUCAAGAUGGACGGAAUAGACAGCCUGCACCACCCGCGCCAUCUUCUCCCCUCUCACUUCCGCCUGGGGCGAGUCCUGAGUCUCUUGGACAUGCCGCGGAAGGAUCCGUGCCAGAAAUACGCCUGUGAGUUGCAAAAGUGUUUACAAGCCAACAACUACUCGGAAUCGAGGUGCCAGGCCGCCCUCCAGGAACUGCCUCGGUGCUGCGCCCGGUUCCCCAAGGGGGUGUCGCCCGUGUGCGCGGGAUGGGAGAAAGAAGAGGAAGAGAAGUCGGUCAUGGGGUCCGGGUCCGAGUGAAGCGGUGUCCGGACAUUCACUUCCACUUCCGGUUUCCCUCGGGCUUCAUUUCCUAUCCUUCCUUCAAGCCUGGUAGCGGCUGAGGGCAAAUUAAUGUGUGGAGAAUACAUGUGUGUAAUGUACGCAGAAUAAAUGUGUUCAAUGGAGAAGGAUCCGCUAAAAUAAACCUGCUUUACAUUGAGUUCUGGGUCUGUUACUAAAUGAGUUUUAAGAGCCCACAAGAUACAGAGGGUCAUGAGUUGACAAAGCGCACACCACAUGUGUAACAUGUAAAGCGUACACAAUUUAUAAAGAUUUACUUAUAUGAGUACACUGUGUCCCAUGACACACGGUUGUGAGCCACCACGUGGCUGCCAGGAAUUGAACUCUGGACCUUCAGGCGAGCUGCCUGUGCUUUACUGUCCCACCCUCUCAGCGCCUCCUCUGCACAAACACAAGUGCGGCCUGCGCGGACCUCAGGGCAGACUCAGAUUUUAUUUCAGACGAGGGCGGGAUCUGAGGCUUGACCACUCGUGAUGACCACUGCUCGUGAUGACCUUUGAACCUCGAGAAGAACACAGGGGAUCACAACGCAGAUGGUGGACGCGGUUAUCAAUCAACAUGCGAUGCACACAGGGGGAGGGGUUAACACACGGCACGUGCUCGGUGUUAAAGGUCUGUUAUUGGUUCUGUAAUAAGGACGGUAUAUAUAUAUAUAUA
Messenger RNA from Rattus norvegicus (Norway rat), 1328 nucleotides. RefSeq names its product C-X9-C motif containing 4 (gene Cmc4). Lineage: Eukaryota; Metazoa; Chordata; Mammalia; Rodentia; Muridae. The record is from RefSeq and is a predicted model, not a curated record.